UAGGUGAUUCCACUUACCUUUCAUUUUAAAAUACCUUUGUAUUGGUAUUUCUCACCCUCAAGAAUUGCACACAAGAGAAAAUGAAUACUAGAAGAGAGAGAUGCAGUUGGUGCCAUGUGCAACUACUGGUGCCACCUAGGGCACAAACCAUUCAGUGUGCAGUGUGUCAAGCAGUCACCCGGGUUGGACCUAAUGACCCUUUGGCUGAAGCCCAAGACUCGAUUUGCCAGGCUGCAAGCUGGCUUAAGGGUUUUGUUAAUACAGUGUCAACCAACGUUAACACAAUGGCCUCUUCAGUGAAUAAUUAUCCCAUGCCAGGGUCAUCUUAUUGUGGUUAUUAUCCUCAACCAAUCCGACCUCCACCACCAUCAUUACCUGUGUCGGCACGUGGGAGAAAGAGAGCAGUUUUAUGUGGAGUGAGCUAUUAUGGGCGGAGUUACAGGAUUAAAGGAAGUGUUAACGACGUAAGGUGCAUCAAACAUUUCCUAGUCGAGAAGAUGGGAUUUCCAAACAACUCUGUGCUUGUCCUCACUGAAGAAGAGAUUGAGCCAUCACGCAUCCCAACAAAGCAUAAUAUCCGAAUGGCCAUGCAGUGGCUUGUUCAAGGAUGCCAAUCAGGGGACUCGUUGGUCUUCUACUACUCAGGCCAUGGCUCACAACAGCGUGACUUUAACAUGGAUGAGAUGGACGGGUAUGAUGAAACAUUGUGCCCUGUAGAUGUUGAAACUGAGGGGAUGAUAUUGGAUGACGAAAUUAAUGCCACCAUUGUGAGGCCACUCCCCCAUGGGGCCAGGCUUCAUGCCAUCAUCGAUGCAUGCCAUAGCGGAACUAUUCUUGAUCUACCAUUUGUGUGCAGGAUGAACCAGGAAGGAUACUAUCAUUGGGAAGAUCAUAGCUGCCUAGCAGCUACUUAUAAAGGCACGAGCGGCGGGCUAGCCAUAUCAUUUAGUUCUUGUGACGAUCAUCAACUUUCCGUAGAUACUACGGCAUUCACUGGUAAUGUUUCAACUGGUGCCAUGACUUACAGCUUCAUUCAAGCUCUGCAAAAUGAACCUGGAUUGACAUAUGGUCGCUUGCUGAAUGUCAUGCGUAAUGUGAUUCGCGAAGCUAAAACAGGAAUACGUUUAGACGGUCCCAUUGCAUCUCUUGUGAGAAAAGUGUUCCAUAUAGACUUAUCACAGGUGCCUCAACUAUCAUCCUCCGAGAAAUUUGACAUUUACUCAAAGCCAUUCAUUUUGUAACAGUAUAUACUCUCAUGUUCAAGAAAAGGCAAUUGCAACUAGAUUAAUAAUCAUAUUUGGCAAAAUCUUG
Messenger RNA from Cornus florida, 1311 nucleotides. Its product is annotated as metacaspase-1-like. Lineage: Eukaryota; Viridiplantae; Streptophyta; Magnoliopsida; Cornales; Cornaceae. The transcript has 5 exons. The coding region runs from base 81 to 1241 and encodes 386 amino acids. The record is from RefSeq and is a predicted model, not a curated record. Gene Ontology annotation, biological process: proteolysis. Gene Ontology annotation, molecular function: cysteine-type endopeptidase activity.